Molecule: messenger RNA, 1332 nt
Organism: Salvia miltiorrhiza (redroot sage)
Lineage: Eukaryota; Viridiplantae; Streptophyta; Magnoliopsida; Lamiales; Lamiaceae
Exons: 3
Coding region: 1-1332 (443 amino acids)
Molecular function (GO): nucleic acid binding
Source: RefSeq, a predicted model, not a curated record
AUGGUCAGCAAGAAUCUAUCAACACAAGAAAGAAACAAGAUAGUCCAGUUUCUACUUUCAAACUUGAAGAAUGGAAAGCCUCGUUACGGCGCCAUGAAGGAGGUUUCUUCCCUCUUCAACUCUUCACAACGCACCAUCACUCGUCUUUGGGCCGCUGCGAAGAAACAAAAGAAAAACGGUGAGGAAAUAUAUUUAAGAAGUGCCAAACCAGGGGCAGCAAAGAGGAAAAGAGUUACCGUCGACAUAGAGCUAAUUCAAAGCCUAGAGCUACACAAAAGAUCAACAAUUAGGAGACUUGCAGUGGGGAUUAAUCAAAGUAAAAGCACUAGUUUGGAGGUGGGUAAACCAGGGGCUGAUCAGAGCGCAUUCAAGUUUUCAUUAGAAGCAUUAGAAUUUGAUCGCAUUGUGAUGGCGUUGAAGUUUAAGGCUACGGAGAACAUUGUUCAUAUAGAUGAAAAGUGGUUCUAUAUCACAAAGGUGGCACACAGAUUUUACCUCACACCGGCCGAGGGAGAUCCUCACCGAACAUGCAAGAGUAAGACUUUCAUAAAGAAAGUUAUGUUUAUAUGUGCCGUUUGUCGGCCAAUAUUUUCUGAACAGGGGGACUGCCUAUUUGAUGGGAAGAUUGGAAUCUUCCCAUUUAUUGAACAAGUUCCUGCCAAACGUAACAGCAAGAACAUACCAGUGGGCACCCUAGAAACCAAGCCAAUUCAGUCAAUUACUAGGGAUGUUAUGAAGGAGAUGUUCAUAAACAAGAUUGUACCAGCAAUCAUAGCAAAGUGGCCUUCGUUUGCAAGUAAACUAAUCUACAUUCAACAAGACAAUGCGAAACCGCAUAUUCAUGACUCGGACCCUGAUUUUAGGGCUGCAGCCACUCAGCAAGGAUUCGACAUAAGAAUAGUUCAUCAGCCACCAAACAGUCUGGACACAAAUGUGAACGACUUGGGAUGGUUUAGAGCUAUUCAAUCGAUUCAAACUGAAAGGGCAUGUUACAACUGUGACGAUCUUGUAAAAGCAGUUGAGGAAUCCUUUGCUCAAUUAUCUCCACAUACAUUGAACAAAGUGUUCCUAAGUUUGCAGUCGUGUAUGGUGGAGAUAAUGAAACAAAAGGGCCAUAAUGCAUACAAGAUCCCACACAUGGGGAAGGAUGCAUUAAUGAGAGCGAACCAGCUCCCAAGGGAUUUGGAAGUGCCUAUAGAGUUGGUGGAUGAGUGCAUAAACUAUUUUAAUGAUAAUGCACCAAUGCAUUUGGUGCAAGAGGUUGUGGAGAAAUUGGGCUAUCCAUUUUCACAACAAGGGCUGCUCAAUGAUUUCCAACAGCUAGGAAUAUAG